Messenger RNA from Paramecium sonneborni, 2063 nucleotides. Lineage: Eukaryota; Ciliophora; Oligohymenophorea; Peniculida; Parameciidae. The record is from the annotation of a GenBank genome assembly.
AUGAAUAAAUUACUAUUUAAUAGAUGGACCUUAACAUUUGCAAAUAAAGACUAUGAAGAUUUAUAUGAAAUUGAGAUGAGUAAAUACAGACUUCACUACUUCCGCAUCAUAGAAACAAUCAUUAUGCUUUUAUGCUUUUAUUAAUUCACUAUAUAUUUGAUUGAUGGACAACAUGUUUUUUUGAUAAUUACUUUGGCAGUUUUAGGUGCUUUCAUCUUAGGUGUCUUAAUAAUUACUAAAAAGUUUGAUAAAAAGAUUAGAUAUUAUCACUUUUUUAUAUAUUUGAUUUCUAUCACUAUCAGUGUAUAUGUAGCCACAUAGACUAAAUAAAAGUAAUUUGUAGUUUUUAUUUUUUAGAGCUCUUUAUUUAAUUGGUUUUUACAGUGGAUCAAUUUCAGUUAUCCAGUAUUUGUUUAGUAAUUUUUGCUUAAGGAUACUAGCAUUUUUAGUUGUUCCCACAGUUUAAUUAUAUAUAAUGGAUGCUCUUACUGCUUAAGAUUUUUCUUAUAUUAUCCUAUUGUUUGCUUCUUAAUUUUUGGUAAUUGUAUAUUCCCAUUAUAAUGAAUUUAUGUAUCGCCUAGCCUUUUCUUAUAUGCAUUACAAUAUUAAAUUAAAGUAAUCCAUUCAAGUUUUAUACUAGAGAAAUACUUGAUGAAUAUGUGCCUCAUUGUUUCUUUGCUAUAAGUUUAAAUUAGCAUAAUAAUUAGUUUUAAUUGGAAUUCGUUAAUCAACAAGGCAAGUCUUAAUUUAAUAUUGAAGAUACAAAAUCUAUGAUUGAAAUUUUGAGAAAUACUUAUGUUGGACAUAAGAAUUAAAUAAAUGCAAUUAUUGAUUUAUCUUAGAUUUAAAUUUAUAAAUCAGGAGAUAUUUCAACAAAAAAAUUAUAGACGAAAAGAUAAACAUUGGAAGAAUAUUCGUUUUAUAAAAUUAAACAAAACUUAUAAAUAAAAAAUGAUCAUAUAAAGCUUAUUGAAUAAUUAGAUGGCGUUUAUUUUGAUAAUGAAAAAUAACAAAAUAAUAUUUUAAAUAUAGAUAUCAGAUAACUUAAUUAUGGAAAAAAUUACUUAUUAUUUGUUUUAAAAGAAGAGAAACCUUAGCAAAUGAUGUCAAAAAGUGAAGAACAAAUCAAGUUUCUUAAUAAAAUAGUAAACUUUGUAACAAAUCAAUUAUUUACAUCUCUUUCCCAUCUAUCUAAUGCUAUUUUAAAUAUUAAUUUUACAUAAUUAGAUAAUGAAAAAGUAAAGUCUAUCUAAUGUUUAAAUUUAUCGAUUAUGAAUUAAUUUUAAAAUUUUUAUUAUUUUGUAAAUGCUUGCAAAAUAAACAAUGAGCCAUUAAGUUGUAAAAUUGUAAAUUUAAAACAAUUUAUUAAUAAUUUAGAACCUUAUUUUUCAUAUAUGUCAAAUACAUUAAAAAAAAGAUUCUUUAUUUAAAUGAAUAUUGAGGAGUUGAUUGUUAAAAUUAGUUCUAAAUUUCUUUCUUAAAUCAUAGUUAACAUUUUUGAAUAAUGUUUGGCUUAGGCAGAUGUAAAUACAAACAUAACAUUAACAAUUAAAACUGAAAUGAACUUGAACCCUUUAGUUUAUGAAAAUAAUCAUGAGGAAAAAAGCAGUAUUCAAGAAUUCGAUUUUAUAAAAAAAGUAGUAGUGGAAUCAGAAGAAAGUCCAACAAAAUCAGAUGUUUAGAAACUUAUUAAGUUCGAGUUUUCUUUUUUUACUGAAAAAUAAAUAGAAUUACAGCCUUAAAAUUAAUUAAUUUUAAAUCCUUAAAGUUUUGAAGAUUUUUAAUUCAACAAUAAGUAAGAGUUCUUAUUAAUAUAUCCUAUUACUAAUUUUUUACUUAAGAAAAUAGGACCUUAUAAUUCAGUUUAAUAAUUCUAAAAUAUAAAUUGCGAAUUUAAAUCAACAUCAAAAUAAGCAAUAAAUAUAUUUCCUUCAAUGAUGGAUUUGUUUUAGGUCCAGAAUUUAUAUUAAAAUACAAUUUCGUUUUAUAUAUAUAGUGAUCAAACUUUGCUAACUUAAUCGUUUAUAAAGUACGUGCAGUAGAAAUCAUUUUUGGAUUAUUGA